Messenger RNA from Stegodyphus dumicola, 1818 nucleotides. RefSeq lists its product as uncharacterized. Gene Ontology annotation, cellular component: peroxisomal matrix. The record is from RefSeq and is a predicted model, not a curated record. Gene Ontology annotation, molecular function: (S)-2-hydroxy-acid oxidase activity; FMN binding. NCBI's taxonomy places the organism in Eukaryota, Metazoa, Arthropoda, Arachnida, Araneae, Eresidae. Gene Ontology annotation, biological process: fatty acid alpha-oxidation.
CACUGAUAAUUAGUACGGCAUAAUAAGCAAGAAUCUUGAAGAAGUUUUUAUACUUUUAAGAUGUUACGGCGAGGACACCGACAGAAAUCUAGCCAGCCAGAGAAGCAGAGAGUGAAUGUAAUGUGUUCAAGAGGAAAUUCCCUUUCAGAGAGCAACUCAAGAACUGCGUUUUGGGGGAAGGAGACAGGUAUCUUAAUGUGCAUUCAACCAUUUUGUCGUCAUCAUUGAAAGAACAAAUAAACAGUGAUCUAGUAAUUAAUGAAGCGGAAAAGAAAACAGAGCCAUGGAAAUCGGAAGAAAAUGUCGACAACGGAAUUCACCGAUGGGGCAAGAGCAGAUGCAUAAUUUGGGAUGCAGAUGAGACGGGGUAUAAAUAUUACUUUAUACAUUUAGAUCUCCGCAGCCGUUAUUGGAAGCUUCUUGGAUGAAACACCUUCGGAGAAAGGGAAAUUUAAGAUGAAGGGCCAUUUUUCUGUAUUUGUGCUUUGUUCUUUACUGGAAGCAGCUUUAGCCUUCAUGUCUCGGGAAGCAAUGCUUGAAAGCAGAAGCCGGUUUUUUCGGAGGUUGAGUCCUUCUUAUAUGACUAGCGUAAGAGACUAUGAAGAAUAUGCCACAGUCUACAUGGACAGACAUGCAAGAGAUUACUACAGUAGCGGCGCUGGAGAGCAGCAAACCCUCAAGGAUAACGAAAAAGCUUUCAAAAAAUACAGGAUACGUCCUCGAUUGCUGCGAAAUGUUUCUAAAAGAAGUAUGAAUCUGACUAUUCUGGGGCAGCCAGCAGGAAUGCCUAUUGGUUGUUCUCCUGUCGCAUUUCAAAAGAUGGCUCACACUGAUGGAGAAUUGGGAACCGCUAAAGCUGUCGCAGACGCUCGAGGAGUGAUGAUCAUGAGCAUGCUUUCUACAACAGCGAUGGAAGAUCUGAGGGAAAACACACCUCAUGGCAUCCACUGGCUUCAAGUUUACAUUGCAAAAGAUAGAGAACUGACUAGAACCUUAAUACAAAGAGCAGAUAUCGCAGGAUUUAAGGCUAUUGUUGUGACAAUUGACUCUCCAGUCAAUGGUAUGUGGGGGGUCAAUAUGAUUCAUAACCUCACUCUACCCACUCAUUUAAGGUUACCAAAUUUGCAGCCCAAAGAUGAAGUUCAAGGUGCAGGAUCAAAUUUGAGAACAAGGGUUGGAUACUCUUUACUUGACCCUUCACUCACCUGGAAAGAUAUUCAAUGGAUACAGACUUUCACAGCUUUGCCAAUUGUGGUCAAAGGUGUUUUAACAGCGGAAGAUGCUGUUUUAGCUGUUGAGCAUGGAGCGUCAGCCAUUUUAGUUUCAAACCAUGGAGGAAGGCAACUGGAUGGAGUUCCAGCCACGUUGGAUGUUUUACCAGAAAUCGUCAAUGCCGUCAAAGGUAGAGCAGAAGUCUACUUAGAUGGUGGUGUACGAACGGGUGGGGAUGUUUUCAAAGCACUGGCUUUGGGUGCCAGAGCUGUCUUCUUUGGCCGACCUGUCAUUUGGGGACUAGUACACAGUGGCCAAGAAGGUGUGGAAGACAUUUUCCGAAUAAUGAGGAGCCAAUUAGAUACCACAAUGGCCUUGGCAGGUAACCAAUGUUUUCAGCAUAAUAUUAUAAGAUUAGAAACUCAGAGUUUGAUUCAAAAAGGUAUUCAAAGAGUCAGUGACACAAUCGUCAACAAAGAGAACACAAAUCAAGAGGGUCUGUCUCUUAGUGUUGAACAGGGAGAUCCAACGCCCCUGGACAAUCUUCGAAAUCUUAACCAUGUAGCGGCCCCACAACCAAGGGAAGGACAAAACAGUGCCAUAUGA